CAAGCACUCCUUCCUCCGUCUCCCUCAUAGUAGCUUUCCACCUGCUUCUAGCCUAUCUACUUCCGGCUUGCACCUCAGACCUCACCUCGCCAUGGGUGGAGCUUCUGACCUUCCUCCAGGGUUCCACUUCUUCCCGUCGGAUGAAGAGCUCGUCGUCCACUUCCUCCGCCACAAAGCCUCCCUGCUUCCAUGCCAGCCAGACAUCGUCCCAACAAUACUUCUGAACCACUACGAUCCAUGGGAACUGAACGACAAAGCACUUCAAGCAGGUAACCAGUGGUACUUCUUCAGUCAUGCAACACAAAGUAGGGUCACACCAAAUGGUUACUGGAGCUCUAUUUGUGCCGAUGAGAUGGUAAAAAGUAGUGGCUGCAACAUCGGCCUGAAGAAGACGCUUGUCUUCUCCAUUGGAGAGCCCUCUGAGGGGAUUGAAACCAACUGGAUCAUGCAUGAGUACCACUUACUAGAUGGGAGGAAGGUGAGUAGCAGUAGCACUUCAACUAGUUCAAGCAGGAAGUUGCACAGGGAGAAAGGUCACUCAAACACAGAGUCCAAUAACUGGGUGAUAUGCCGAGUGUUUGAUUCGACCUGUGGAUCGCAAGCGAACUUCCAUGAGGAGGGCAUGGAGCUUUCAUGCUUAGAUGAGGUGUUCCUAUCCCUCGACGACUAUGAUGAAGUCAGUUUGUCAAAUAAUUAGAACCCUUAUCAGCAGAACUGGUAGUAGGCAUGUACCUAUGGUACCAUUUGAUGUUGAUUCUAGCAGGAAAAGUUACACUCCAAAAGAUCAAAUGAUUUCAUAGGUGUUGAACCUAGACACUGCGUCUAGACCACACAUGUAAUUAUUCUCCACAAAGGACGAGCCACAUGUAACAAACUUGAGUUAGCUUGACGUAACUAUGGCAUUAAUGUGAAUAACCUCCUAUGUUACAAGGUUGCUUA
Molecule: messenger RNA, 939 nt
Organism: Panicum hallii
Lineage: Eukaryota; Viridiplantae; Streptophyta; Magnoliopsida; Poales; Poaceae
Product: NAC domain-containing protein 104-like
Exons: 3
Coding region: 92-697 (201 amino acids)
Biological process (GO): regulation of DNA-templated transcription; system development
Molecular function (GO): DNA binding
Source: RefSeq, a predicted model, not a curated record